CCUGUGGAGCUGCAGAUUCUCACGUUUGCAACGGCGAAACUUCUCCGAGGUUCAAGCACAGGGGUGGUAGCCCCUCAAGGACUGCCCGGGCAGCGGGUAGGGGAGGAGCGCAGAGAACGUCCCAGGGUGAUGUGAACAGAGCCCAGGAAUGCCUUAUGUGGAUCGGCAGAACCGAAUCUGUGGGUUUCUGGAUAUUGAAGACAAUGAGAACAGUGGCAAAUUCCUCCGGAGAUACUUUAUCCUGGAUACCCAGGCCAACUGCCUCCUCUGGUACAUGGACAAUCCCCAGAACCUGGCAGUUGGGGCAGGAGCUGUCGGGUCUCUGCAGCUGACCUACAUCUCGAAGGUGAGCAUAGCUACCCCAAAGCAGAAACCUAAAACUCCAUUCUGCUUCGUUAUCAAUGCCCUGUCUCAGAGAUAUUUUCUUCAAGCCAACGACCAGAAAGAUCUGAAGGACUGGGUAGAAGCCUUGAACCAAGCCAGCAAGAUCACUGUACCCAAGGCUGGGACGGUACCCUUGGCCACAGAAGUUCUCAAAAACUUAACAGCUCCUCCCACCCUAGAGAAGAAGCCGCAGGUGGCCUACAAGACUGAGAUCAUCGGGGGCGUGGUGGUACAAACGCCUAUCAGCCAGAACGGUGGGGAUGGGCAGGAAGGGUGCGAGCCAGGGACUCACGCCUUCCUUCGAAGGUCUCAGAGCUACAUCCCCACAUCAGGCUGCCGUCCUUCCACUGGGCCUCCCCUCAUUAAGAGUGGCUACUGUGUGAAGCAAGGGAAUGUGCGGAAGAGUUGGAAACGACGCUUCUUUGCCCUCGAUGACUUUACUAUCUGCUACUUCAAGUGUGAGCAGGACAGAGAGCCUCUGCGAACCAUACCGCUCAAGGAUGUUCUCAAGACUCACGAGUGUCUGGUCAAGUCUGGUGAUCUCUUAAUGAGGGACAACCUGUUUGAAAUCAUAACCACCUCCAGGACGUUCUACGUACAGGCGGACAGCCCUGAGGACAUGCACAGCUGGAUCGAGGGGAUUGGAGCAGCUGUCCAGGCCCUGAAGUGCCACCCUAGGGAGCCGUCCUUUUCAAGGUCCAUUUCUUUGACUCGACCUGGAAGUUCUACCUUUACAAGCGCACCUAACUCCAUCUUGUCAAGAAGGCGGCCACCAGCAGAAGAGAAAAGAGCUCUCUGUAAGGCGCCUUCGGUGGCCUCCUCCUGGCAACCCUGGACACCUGUCCCCCAGGCUGAGGAAAAGCUGUUGUCAGCGGAGCAUGCUCCAGAGGACUCUUUAUUCAUGCCUAACCCUGGGGAGAGCACAGCUACAGGGGUGCUGGCAAGUUCUCGAGUCAGGCACAGGUCGGAGCCCCAGCACCCCAAGGAGAAGCCAUUUGUAUUCAACCUUGAUGAUGAAAACAUACGAACCUCUGAUGUGUGAUAUGCAGUGCCCGUUGCGUGCAGGAGAGCCAGGGGCUGUGACUUAUUUUCUCUGCCAUGGUAGAGGACAGAGUCUAAUGGCACUCACAGUGGAGGGGCUCAUCUAGCUGGUUUUGGUUUUGCUAUUAUUGACACGGUUUAUUUAACUGGGGAAAGCCACUGUGGGUUAGACCCACAGGCAGACUCCGUUACCUCUUGAAUGUCCCCUUUCCCCAGGUUUGCCUAGUGAGGGUUUAGUUUUCAUACUUCCUGUCUGGAGGAGGCUAGAGUCCAGUUUCACCCAUAAGCUUUUCCCUCUUGUAUUUCUUUUAUAGUCUUGGUUUUGCACAGGAUCUCAGGCUAAGAACUGCUUUCAUCUACCCCUGUUUAUUGGCUGAAGUCUGGGGAUCAGGCAGAUCGUUAGCAUCCAGACUGACAGGCAUCGGGUGAGACUCAGGUUAUACAGUUCCAAUUGGGAUCCAUCUGAGAGCGGUCAUAAGAGUCUGGGGAGUGAAAGGUGAAUUUUUGGGAUAUCUCCCCCAGGCAGUUCUUUCAGGACACCUCCCAGGGGAGCAGACAGGACCUCUUGUGAGUCAUGAGGGCUAAUUAAACUGCUAUAACCACUUGUAGGAAUCAUGCCGUCCUCUUGAUCCUCCAUGACCCCAAAUGACAUAGAACUGAGUGACAGAGCCACCAGUCUAUUUUCCGUGUCAUGUCCUGAGGAUAUGCAGUUAUCAGGGUCAAAUGUUAUGAUUGCAGAGACCAGAACAGAGGCUUCCCUUGAAACUGAAUUCCUGUCUCACAGCUCUUUUAUAGCCAGUUGACUUUUGUGUAAUGCUAAGUGCUUGUAUACUGUACAGCCUGCUGGCCCACUUGCUCUUUGUUUUAUUGCGCUGCCUGUUAAAUGAAGUCAUGCACACACCAGGUGGAACUCUAGCAUCUGAUAAGAGCCUAUACACUCACUAGUGAAGAGACUUAAAUGUGAUUUUUUCCCCCAAUACUUACAUUUUUCAUGGAAUAGAAACUGGGAAUAAAGAAAUUGAAUCAGA
Molecule: messenger RNA, 2453 nt
Organism: Mus caroli (Ryukyu mouse)
Lineage: Eukaryota; Metazoa; Chordata; Mammalia; Rodentia; Muridae
Gene: Plekha2
Product: pleckstrin homology domain containing A2
Source: RefSeq, a predicted model, not a curated record